AUGUACAAGACACAGCUACAACAUCUAUGCCACCAGAGAAAGUGGAGUUUGCCAAAAUACUCUGUCAUGUAUGAUGGUCCUCAACACAAGCCAAUCUAUAAGGCUUAUGUUCUUGUCAACGGUGUUACUUUUACUUCUUCUGAUACUUUCAGUUCAUCGAAAGAAGCUCAAAACCAAGCUGCUAAGAGUGCUUUUCUCAACUUAUCGUCUCCAUCAUCUCGCUCUUCCAUACCAACAGAUGAAUAUGGUCCAAAAGAGGAAGUUGAAGCUGUCAAAUCUCAAGAGACUCCAGUUAUUAGGACUGAGACGGCUCGUUUGAGCAAACAGCAGUUGCAAAACUAUGCUCGAAAGAACAAUCUCGAGCAACCUGUUUAUACAAUUAAAAAUGAGGGGCUACUUCAUGACAUUCGCUUCAAGGCUUCUGUCGUUAUUGGUGGGAAAUCAUUUGACAGCCAAACAUUUUUCAACACAAGAAAAGAGGCAGAACAGGCUGCUGCAAAAGUUGCUUUGAUGGAACUGCCAAUUUCAGCCGACUUGUUUAAGAAGGAUGAUUCUUGUCCAGCCAAGAGUUUACUGCUAGAACUAACACAGAGAGAAGGUUUUCCGAAACCAAUAUAUAUAACUACAGAGUCUCGUUCUUCUAAUAUGCCAACUUUUUUCUCAACUGUGGAAGUAGACGGUGUAGAAUUUCAUGGAAAGGCAUCUAGAUCCAAAAAACAGGCCGAACAUGAUGCUGCAAAGAUUGCUUACAUUGCUUUACAAGAGUGUGGACUAAAUAUGUAUGCUUCUUUUUCUUCCUCUACCAAAGAAAACUCAGCAAUACAAUCAACUGAUAAACCAAACAUUCUUAAAUCCAAGCGGAUUCUUAACUUUGAAGAUGAACUUUUGGAUCAGGAGAUUUUCCACAAUAGCAUGCAUAAUGGAUCUUUUCCUCUGCCUCCUAACAAAAAAAUAAAGAUAAGCAACAUGGGCUCUUCAUCUUCGCAUAAUUAUAAACUUCCUCCUGUAAAGGUUUCUGAGUCCAACAACCUAAAGACUCCAGAUACAAGUAGUUAUUUUCUUGGUAACAGGUUCAAGGUGUACACAAAAUUUCCCAAUAUUAUAUUUCCCGAGGGAAUUACAAUUGUGCCUAUUGGUGACGAUAAAUGGAUUGCAGCGAGCUUGGAAUGUCCAAAUGACAAAGACGUUUGA
Messenger RNA from Vicia villosa (hairy vetch), 1191 nucleotides. Its product is annotated as double-stranded RNA-binding protein 1-like. NCBI's taxonomy places the organism in Eukaryota, Viridiplantae, Streptophyta, Magnoliopsida, Fabales, Fabaceae. The transcript is spliced from 6 exons. The coding region runs from base 1 to 1191 and encodes 396 amino acids. The record is from RefSeq and is a predicted model, not a curated record.